Letharia lupina is the source of this 894-nucleotide messenger RNA. RefSeq lists its product as uncharacterized. NCBI's taxonomy places the organism in Eukaryota, Fungi, Ascomycota, Lecanoromycetes, Lecanorales, Parmeliaceae. Bases 1 to 894 code for a protein of 297 amino acids. The transcript is spliced from 2 exons. The record is from RefSeq and is a predicted model, not a curated record.
AUGUCCCGCGCAGUUUUGGACACUGCGGCGCGCUAUCUCAAUGACAGCGCUCGUCAGCGCCUCAGAGAACAGACCAAAGAGCCAGUCUCAUGGGAUAUAGGCGCUCAAUAUGACCACCCACACGGCGACUUGAACGACUACCAAGAGUUCCGAUCCGUAGCUCGUGCACAGCUCACCAAAGCCCAAGCAACACAACUCUUGGUCGAUUUUCUAACACCACUAGAGCAUCUGCAUACAGCUCAAAAAGAGGCCCUCAAUAGGCUUGACGCGGCAGCACGCCACCCGAAAUGGGACCCUAGUCUCAUGAUCAAAGCGCUCGCUGAUUUGGACAUCGCCUUCUUCGACGGCCGUCUGAAAGGAAAUGUCAUAGUCAUGUGGGCGACUGAAAGGGAGAUAUUGGAGAGAGUAUGCGACGGCCAGAACCCUGAGAAAGGUUUCACGGGGCUUUGCCAACCCCUUCAGCCAGACGAAAACGAGGGAGAGCAGCGGUGCAAAGUCUGGUUGAACUCGGACAAGAUCUUCAACGCACCAGACCCACGUUUGCAGAUGUGGGAGACUAUGUUCCAUGAGCUCGUGCACGCUUACGCCCUUAUCAGCUCCGACCGCGACGGCUUCAUCGACUACCACGCUUAUAAUGAUCCCUACCAUGAUGAUCAAUUCGAAUACCUUUUGAGCAUGGUAGACCGCCGGUCGAUGUAUCACAUGCAGAUGCCUGCCAAACCUGCAGGAAAAGGCCACACCAUCUGUUUAACUUGUUGUCCAAGGCCGUUGAUGCACGGAGACGAGGAAUUUGGCAUGGACGAGCAAGGGGAAAUGUUGAGAGGGCAGGUGAGCGAUCCGCGUUGGGGUCAAGCCCCGGAGGGAGGAUCACAGCGGUCUCUGCCAAUCUUAUAG